AUGGCCUCCGCGGGGGCCACCGGCGCCUCAGUGACUGAGCUCGCCUCUAAGCUCUACGAGCAUUGCCUGAACAACUACCCUCCUGAUCAACUGUUCUACCAGCAGGACCUGCUUGGUCUGGGCAUAGUCCCCAAGUCGGACCUUGCGCUUCUGCUACGAUGCACCCAAUCGCUCGUUGACCAGAAAUUGUUUCGCCUUCUUCAGGGCAAAAAUGACCGAUUGGCUUGGAAGAUUAUCUCACGGGAAGAUGCUGAAAAACUUCAGAACCUGAGCCCGGACGAAAGUUUGGUAUACAAUGUGAUCCACUCCACUGGUCGCAACGGUAUCUGGGUUCGUGCGAUCGGAACUCGAACCGGUUUACAUAAGUCUAUCUUAGACCGCUGCCUUAAAUCUUUGGAGGGAAAGAACUAUAUUAAGAGCGUGCACAAUGUCAAAUUCCCAAGUCGGAAAAUGUACAUGCUGGCGGGCCUCGCCCCCAGUGAGGAUGUUACCGGUGGCGCCUGGUUCACUGACGGAGUCCUCGAUGAGAACUUCAUAAACACUGUCGCUGGGUAUAUCGAGUAUACAGUGAGCAGAAAGAGUUGGUUUGAAGUUUCAAAUGCAGACGCGCACCGAACCAAGCGCAUGAAAACUAGCGAUGGUGCAGUUAAUGAGAGUGGCAUUACCCCUGUUCGUCUGGGUGAAGAGAGUAUUACACAACUUCUUGAUAUGCUCUGCUACGACGGUAAGCUGGUGGCCUUGAACAACGGGGAGAUGUACAAGUCGGUCAAGAACCCAGAAGCUGUUAAGCAGUCGCAAGCCCGCAAGCCCGCAGGCGAAGAUAAGGGAAUCGACGACCGGCUGGUAACCAACGGCAUGACAGAGGCACCUUGCGGUACCUGCCCAGUCUUUAAGCUUUGUGCGCCUGGAGGAGCUGUGAGCCCAGAGAGCUGCGAAUACUUUGACCCCUGGCUGGAAAAGGCUCUCGGGUUUUAG
Molecule: messenger RNA, 975 nt
Organism: Aspergillus bombycis
Lineage: Eukaryota; Fungi; Ascomycota; Eurotiomycetes; Eurotiales; Aspergillaceae
Product: RPC34 RNA polymerase subunit family protein
Exons: 3
Coding region: 1-975 (324 amino acids)
Biological process (GO): transcription by RNA polymerase III
Cellular component (GO): RNA polymerase III complex
Source: RefSeq, a predicted model, not a curated record